Eriocheir sinensis (Chinese mitten crab) is the source of this 1395-nucleotide messenger RNA. Its product is annotated as segmentation protein even-skipped-like. The record is from RefSeq and is a predicted model, not a curated record. Bases 1 to 1035 code for a protein of 344 amino acids. Gene Ontology annotation, molecular function: DNA-binding transcription factor activity, RNA polymerase II-specific; RNA polymerase II cis-regulatory region sequence-specific DNA binding. Lineage: Eukaryota; Metazoa; Arthropoda; Malacostraca; Decapoda; Varunidae. Gene Ontology annotation, cellular component: nucleus. The transcript has 3 exons. Gene Ontology annotation, biological process: regulation of transcription by RNA polymerase II.
AUGGGUCAGCAGGUGCCCGUCAGCCCCCCCAGCAGCCCCUCCUCCAGAAGUCCCUCGCCGCCCUCCCCCUCGAACCCCAGAGACGACCCCAGCAAGGAGGAUGAGAAAGGUAACGACUGCUUCUGCUUCCAUGAGAUAAGUAAAGCGUUGCUAUGCCUUCCGUUUCUACAUAACUCUCCUCCUCUUCCAGUCGGCCAGAGUCCAGUGGAAGCCCCCAGCAGUAGUUCCUCGCCUCCCCCCGCGCCGGCGACGCACCCCACGCAGCCCCCAGCGGAGGCACGGCGAUACAGGACAGCCUUCAGCAGGGAGCAAGUGGCGCGCCUCGAGAAGGAGUUUUUGAGGGAGAACUACGUGAGUCGGCCGAGGCGCUGCGAGCUGGCGAAGGAGCUGGAGCUGAGCGAGUCUACCAUCAAGGUGUGGUUCCAGAACAGACGCAUGAAGGACAAGCGACAGCGGCUGGCGAUCACGUGGCCCUACGCCGACCCCGCCCUCGCCGCCUACCUCCUGCACGCCGCCGCCGCCACGGGAGUAUACCAACCCUACGGAGCGCCCUCUGCCCUAGCCACACUCGCCCACACCCCCUGGAACCCCGCCGCCGCCCAGCCCUACACGCCCCCUGGCCUGCCCUACGGCUUCACCCACCAGUCGCCCGUCACCCCGAGGUUCAAUCCAUACCCACGCCCAGGGAUCCUCUCCCCGCCCUACUCCCUCCCGCAGAACUCCCCCCCACACUCCCUCACCCCGCCUCUGCCCUCAGCGCCGGCCCCCCGCCACCUCCCUGCCUGCCCCAGCCACGCCUCCCUCAAGGACCCCUGCAUGUGUGGCCUCAUCUACCCCCCAAGCCUUACCUCCCACGCCUCCAUGCUCCCCUGCAGCUCCUACCACGCCCCCUCUAGCACAGCGGCCCCUUCCACUCCCCAGACCCCCGUCACCACCACCAUCAGCUCCUGCAGACUCCAGUCCUCCGCGUCGUGUUCAGCGUCUCCCGCCAGCACGCGGCAGCCGCCCAGACUCUUCAAGCCCUACGACAAUUAACCUUCUGCCCCCAAGCGCCUCCGCGGUGCAGUGGUUAGCGUCCCUAAUUAAGAAUCUGCGGGCCUGGGUUCGAAUCCCGGCCUGGACAGUCGGAGUGCGGCCCAACAAGCGGUUUAUCCUUCCUUUCGGGAUAGUCGUUAAAUGGGUACCUGGGGAAACCUGGGAAAGGUAAACUGUGCUAACCCGGAUGCUGCAGUGGCCGUGUCGGAUGAAUGGCUCUCUCCCACCACAGGCUCAAGGGCCAACGGGACGGAGAUGAGCACCGCCGCCACGCGCAGUUAUAGCGUGUGCUCCAGCUUUACCUUCCCAUCCCCCACUCUUCCAUCCCUGCUGCUUCCCCUUCCUCCCCAUCCCCUCCCC